Wallemia ichthyophaga EXF-994 is the source of this 999-nucleotide messenger RNA. RefSeq lists its product as uncharacterized. Gene Ontology annotation, biological process: lipid biosynthetic process. The record is from RefSeq and is a predicted model, not a curated record. Gene Ontology annotation, molecular function: oxidoreductase activity; iron ion binding. The coding region runs from base 1 to 999 and encodes 332 amino acids. NCBI's taxonomy places the organism in Eukaryota, Fungi, Basidiomycota, Wallemiomycetes, Wallemiales, Wallemiaceae. The transcript has 2 exons.
AUGAGCAACAACUCGAUAAGCUAUAUGAGUACGGGCAUCGCGGAUAUCACGCCCAAUUACAGCAUUAUUCCAAAUACACCGUGCUAUCCGUUCUACUACACCAAUUCGGAUCAGAUAUUUACAGCUUUAUCUGAUAAGUAUACUUCAAUUAUUGCACCUGUUAUCGGCUAUUGGGUUUUCUCUCUAUUCUUCCAUUUCCUUGAUCAGCUCCCUUCACUCGACAAGUACAGGAUACAUCCGCCUUCCGAGCUCGUAUCCAAGAACAAGGUAUCCGUCAGCCAGGUUAUAAAAGCUGUGAUCAUCCAACAAGUCGUACAAACAGCUUUGGGCGUCUUAGUUUUGGAUAACGUGGAUGAAUUUAUGUCAGAUAACCAACACUUGCACGCUAUGGCUACUUACAGUGGAUAUAUCACCUUUUUCUUGAAUCUCGCUUUGGGUCCUUCCUUAACGUCUUCUGUUUUUGCACAUUUCGGCGCGAGUAUAACGUCGUUCACUUACUGGUGGUUUGUACCUGCCAUUCAGUUCGCAUGGGCUUGUUUCAUCAUGGACACACACCAAUAUUUCCUUCACCGUCUCUUCCACAUGAACAAAUUCUUAUACAGGCAUAUUCACUCGGUGCAUCACAGGCUAUAUGUUCCAUAUGCGUUCGGAGCAUUGUACAAUCACCCAAUCGAAGGUUUCUUACUAGAUACGUGCGGCGCGCUCCUUGCACAUGCUGCAAGUUUCAUGUCGACUAGACAGAGUAUAGUAAUGUUUGUGUUCUCGACAUACAAAACUUGCUCCGAUCACGCUGGCGCGCAGUAUCCCUUCGAUCCUUUCAGAUACAUCUUCGCCAAUACCUCUGACUACCAUGACAUCCAUCACCAGCAUUUUGGCCUCAAGUACAACUUCUCGCAGCCCUUCUUCGUCCACUGGGACGAUGUGUUCGGAACGCGUCUGAACAGAUCUGAUGUGAAGAGCAGCAACAAAGCAGACAAGUUGAAAAACAAAGCGGAGUAG